AUGAAGGAAGUCUGGGACUGGACCUGCAAUAACUUCGAGGAUGCAGACAAAAUGUCCUCUCCUCUCCAGGGAGCUACCAUGAAAUUCCUAGCUGAGCACCAGCGGGCUAAGAGAAUUCUCGAGAUUGGCUGCUACACUGGCUACAGCGCCUUGGCUUGGUAUGAGGCAACCGCCUCCACCCAAGCUGAGAUCAUCACCCUCGAGCUUGACCCCAAGAUGAUUGCUGCCUCUCGCCGUACUUUCAACCAGUACGGCCUCAACGAUAGAGUCAAGCUUAUUGAGGGUCCAGCUCAACAAUCGAUCGAAACGUUGUCCGGUAUCUUUGACAUCAUUUUCGUCGACGCCAACAAGGACGGUUACGAGACGUAUAUCAAACAAAUCCUCGACAAGAAACUGUUGGCUCCCACCGGGUUUAUCAUGUGCGAUAAUGUCUUUGCCCGUGGCAUGACCAUCUCCACGGAGUCUAACCCUACUCUGCCCGAGAAGGUCAGGCCUUACUGGACGGAGUGCGGAAAGGCUUUGCACAAGAUGAACAAGUUCUGCAAAACUGAUCCUCGAAUUGAUACGGUCUUAUUGCCUCUGUACGACGGCAUUACCCUGAUCAAGUGGAAGCAAAGCGUUCUUCCAUUGAAUUGA
This is a messenger RNA of Microsporum canis CBS 113480, 636 nucleotides long. Its product is annotated as O-methyltransferase. The transcript has 3 exons. Gene Ontology annotation, molecular function: S-adenosylmethionine-dependent methyltransferase activity; O-methyltransferase activity. The record is from RefSeq and is a predicted model, not a curated record. Lineage: Eukaryota; Fungi; Ascomycota; Eurotiomycetes; Onygenales; Arthrodermataceae. Bases 1 to 636 code for a protein of 211 amino acids.